This is a messenger RNA of Daphnia pulex (common water flea), 4527 nucleotides long. RefSeq names its product nuclear pore complex protein Nup155-like (gene Nup154). The record is from RefSeq and is a predicted model, not a curated record. Gene Ontology annotation, cellular component: nuclear pore inner ring; nuclear pore. Gene Ontology annotation, molecular function: structural constituent of nuclear pore. The transcript is spliced from 9 exons. Gene Ontology annotation, biological process: protein localization to nuclear inner membrane; RNA export from nucleus; transcription-dependent tethering of RNA polymerase II gene DNA at nuclear periphery. The coding region runs from base 112 to 4338 and encodes 1408 amino acids. NCBI's taxonomy places the organism in Eukaryota, Metazoa, Arthropoda, Branchiopoda, Diplostraca, Daphniidae.
UGUAUGUUAAGAAAUAUUUGAAACUUUAUAAAAAAUGUAUAUCUCCAUGUGUUUCUAGUCUGGCAACGCCUCACUCGUCCGAUUUUCAAUACUUCUCGCCUUUUUGCUGUCAUGCAGUCUUUAACGGGCGCGAGCCACAAAUUUUCUUCAAUUUAUCAUGAUACUAGUGCCAACCCAUAUAAAAAUGACGUAAACAGCAAUCUGUCUUCCACGGCAAUAAUGACUUCACCGGUAUCCAAAACAAUGAUGGCCCCACUUGCAUCCAUCCAGUCAACGUUGAUUCCUUCAUUGGAAGGCAUCGAUCUCGCCGGCCGCAUACUUGAAUGGCAACUUAAAAAUGACAAUCUUUUCCCUUCGCUAGCUGAUCAAAUCAAGAUCGGGGAAGCACACGGUGUCAGCGGUCUAUCUGAUGUUGAUUACCCCAUGCUAGAAGUUGGCCCAAAUGGACUUCCUCUACUCAGGCAGAUGGGACUUGUUAACCGAAUUCCUUUACCCCCCGAGUUGGUGGAACACUUUGGCCACAUGCAGAGCUACUGCAUGAUGGGCCUUUUCCCCCUCAUUCAGCGUGCCUGGCUGAGCAUCGACAGUGAUAUUUAUGUCUGGACUUAUGAGGAUGGGGGCGAUUUGUCUUAUUUUGAUGGUUUGAGUGAGCCCAUCAUUGCAGUUGAGCUGGUUCAACCCAAACCGGGCAUUUUCCAGCCUCACAUCCAAUAUCUGCUAUGCCUCGCCACCACCGUGGAAGUGGUCCUGUUGGGUGUGAGUUUCUCUGGCUCCAACACCAACUAUGAAGAAAUGCAUCUUUUACCCGAACCCUUGUUCGCCGUUCCAACCGACGGGGCUUACAUUGUGACCAUCAGGGGCACGACAGACGGCCGAAUCUUUAUGGGAGCCAAAGAUGGUUGCAUUUACGAAUUCUUUUACCAGGCCGAGGAAGGAUUUUUCAGCCGCAAGUGCCGCAAAAUCAAUCACUCGAAGAGCACCCUGUCCUAUCUGAUUCCGUCAUUCAUCAAUGCGGCCUUUAGUGAAGAGGAUCCCCUCGUCCAGAUGGUGCAAGAUGAGAGUAGGCGCAUUCUCUACACCCGUUCGGAAAAGGGAACCAUUCAAGUCUACGAUUUGGGCCACGACGGACAAGCCAUGACCCGUGUGGCUGCCAUCAACACGAACACAAUUGUCCAGUCGGCUGCCAACAUUGCCAGGACGGUGGAUCGAUCCAGUUUUAAGCCUUUGGUUUGCAUCGCUCCCGUAGAGUCCAGCGAAUCGACCAAUUUGCACCUUGUAGCCAUUACGGCCUCUGGCGUCCGGCUGUACUUUAGCACGUUGCCCUGGCGUAGUUUCAACGAAGCCACGCCUUCUAGCCGCCCGGUGACACUCCAACUGGUUCAAGUUCGACUCCCGCCCGGCUACGCGGCCAACGCAUCGCCUCAACGGCCUCAGCAAGUCCAUUCGGCGCUCUACUCUCACGGAACGACUUUUUUAGCCACCACCACGGCUUCGGACAAUGACGUGGUCUGGACCUUGUCCAAUUCUCUGUUUCCAGCUGCCCAGCAACUGUCGGAGACGCAAAACACUCUGGGCUUGGACGGAAAGACCUGGGCGCUGGCUGAAGUCACCCCAGCUCCUAAAAGGGCCAUUGAGGCGUCGGCUUUUGCUCCGCCGGCCCCGGAACCGCCCCUCAUCGUCACCCAGCACUCGCUAGGACCACGAAAAUUCAUUUUCCUGACCACCCAGUGCUGCCACGUCGUCACCCAGCUGAGACCGGUGGAUAUCCUCCGCCAGUUGCUCUUUGACGCUUCAGGACCAGACAGUACGGCCGUUCGGGCAUUUUUCCAGGUUCUUCGAGAAGAUCAGGCCUGCGCCACUGCCCUCAUUUUGGCCUGUUCCACCAGCAUUCAAGACUCUCAGCUGGCCGAUUGGGCCGCCCGGGCCUUUUUCCUCCUCGGUGGCGAUGUGAAAAUCUCUUCCCAUUCGGUCCAUCCCAUUUCGUCACCCGCUUCGCCUUUCAUUGUAAACUCUCCCGGCCAUUUGAACACGACGCCCAGCCACUUCCAGCACCAACAAUCUUACUCGACCUUCACUUCGCCCGACGGUGGCGGAAUGGGCGGAUUCAACCCCAACGCCAUUUCGACUCCCCAAUUGGCGCCUUAUUCGCCCCAGUCGAAUACCAUGCUGGCCGGUGGAGGUGGCGAAGCGACCGACUAUCAAUUCUCUGGCCGUCACAACGGACUCUACUUGUAUUUCGGUCGUAUUCUCAGACCAGUUUGGCUCAUGCCCCUGGCCAGGGAUGUAGGCAAACCUCAACAGCCACUGCUUGACAGUGUCGUCACCAGUGAAGAAUUGUUGACUGUCCUGGGCCAGUUGAAUGCCCUCAAAGGUUUCGUUCACGCCAACAUCCACCAGAACGGGCCCAGCAGUUACCAGUCGAGCGAAAAGGGCCGCAUUCAGGAAGCCCAGAUGCAGGAAAGAAAAUCUUUGCUGGCCAUGAAACAGUUGCUGGACCACACGGUGGAAGUGCUGGCCCUGUGGAAAGUUUUGUGCGACCACCAACUUCAUUUGCUCGGCCAAUCGCUGUCGGCUGAAAUGCGGAUGUCGCUGAAGACGACGCUCUUCCGUGACUUGAUCCUCUCUGGCUCGGACACUUGCAUCGGCCUCAUCAACUCGCUCAUCCACCGCUACCUGGACGACGCGGCCAGCACGGACGCCAUCAGCGAGAAACUCAGACAAGUCUGCCCAUCUCUCUACCGCAACGAGGACGCCCUGUGCACGAAAGUGAACGAGCAGUUGCUCAAGGCCCGAACGACGACGAUGAAUCGGAUGGACAAGGAGCGUCUGCUGCAGCAAACCCUGGACACGUGCAAACAGAUUCCGGCCCGCAUCAAUUUGGCCCACGUCUGUCAGCAGUUGUCCGCCUGUCAGUACUACGGAGGCGUCGUGGAGCUUUGCUGCGUUGUGGCGGAGAAACUGGACCCUCACCACCGGGCCCUGCAGUGCUACAGUGGCCAGCAAGAGGAUCCUGCCGCUGUGGAGGCUCUUUUGGCCCGCAAGAAUUGCUACCAGCAAAUGUGUCUGGUCUUGCAGAAGCUCUACACGGCGGCCGCUUGUCACCCCCAGUCGCCCAGCGUUCCCAAAUCACCUGGACCGAUGGUGCAGACGACUCCCCUGGAACACGACGAAGGACUCAGCCCGUUGGAAGCCCAGCGGUUGGCCGAUGAGACGCUGUCGCUGGCCUUGCAGUCGGGCGAUGAACUCUGUCACGUCGCCCUGUUUGAUUGGCUGACGGACAACAAGUGGGACGACAAAUUGCUGGAAAUCCAAUCGGCUCACUUGGAGAAUUACCUCAAGAGGCAAACGGCCGUCCAGGGUGGCCAACAGCAAACGGACCUCGUGGCAAAGUACGACCUGCUGUGGAAAUUUUACGAGAAGAGUGGCCAGUUUAUCGCUGCCGCCCGAGUUCUUUCCCGACUUGCCGACGCUCAUAGCACGGCCAUCAGUUUGCCGUUGAGGAUCGAGUACCUUUCUCGGGCCAUUGUCUGCGCCAGAGCGGCCGAGACGAGUUCCUUUGGCAACGCGGUCCAGGGCCAGUUCCUCUACGAGAUGGAAGAGAAGAUGGACGUGGCCAAAGUCCAGUCGCAAGUCCUGGAGGCCGUUUCCAGGCUGCACAGUCGCGAUGCCGACACCAUCAGUCGGUUGCAUUCCGACCUGCUGGACGUGACUCAACUCUACGAGCAGUUUGCCGAGCCUUUGGGUUUGUGGGAGUGCAAAUUGGCCAUUUUGCACUGCGCCAAUCACUACGACGCGGCCCUGGUCACCAACAUUUGGCAGAACGUCAUCAACGCCGAAGUGAAGAAACUGGGCAACGCCGACUCUGAAACCAAGUUGGCCACCCUGGGCAGCAAGAUGAAGACGUUGGGGCGCACCUACGCCCAGUCUGAGCUGUUUUUCCCCUUGGAAUUUCUCGUCAAGACCCUGGAAACGCUUUCCAUCCGCUGGAACGGACCUCCAGAUUGGGUCGUGUCCAUCAUGUUGACGGCUGGCGUGUCUUUCCAGCGCCUGUUUGCCACUUACAACCGGCUGUACGGAGCCAAAGACGCGGUGUGGCAGGCGGAGGGCAAACCCAACCACUUGCUCAAAGUGCUGGCCGACAUGUUGAACCGGUUGGUCGACUCUUCAUCCGGAGGCAUGGCGGCCCUGGUCCCCACUGCCGAUCGCCGAGCCCUCAUCGGCCAGUGCGUCGAAGCUGUUGGAAUUUACCUGACGGAUCUGUUUUGCACGGUCCACGCCACGUCGGCCGGCCUCGUUGCCGAAUUCCGCACUCUGCAAGGCAAAUUGGAACUUCUGUGACGGACCAUUUAAAUUUUUCUUUUUUCUUUCUCCCUCCUCGUGAAAUUUGUCGAUCUUGUUUCUUUUCUUGUGUACGUGAUCCUCAAUGCUCCACCUCCCCCUUAAAAGAACCUUCCCUGUUCAUUUCCUUCUCUUCCUGAUCAGACCAAUACAAGACCCCAGCAUUGUGUGGCCAUUGAGAUAACAAAA